Drosophila rhopaloa is the source of this 935-nucleotide messenger RNA. Its product is annotated as accessory gland protein Acp29AB-like. The record is from RefSeq and is a predicted model, not a curated record. The transcript is spliced from 2 exons. The coding region runs from base 13 to 882 and encodes 289 amino acids. Lineage: Eukaryota; Metazoa; Arthropoda; Insecta; Diptera; Drosophilidae. Gene Ontology annotation, molecular function: signaling receptor activity.
CUUAAACGCAAUAUGCUCAAUUUCACCAGUUUUAUAUUGUGUUCAUUUGUUGUUCUGGGUCUUUAUGGAUCCCCAGCCAACUCCCAGGAAGGACCAGGAUCCAUUUGUCUGUUAAAGGACGCACCUCACCAAUGCGGUGCUUUUUGCCUUUCAGCAUUAGGUUCACUUUACGAUCAAAUGGCUGACUUCGAGACCAAGAUGCACAGCCAACAGGAGUCACUAUCCAAGGUUGAAAGCACUCUGGUGUCCAGUAAAGGGACUUUGGACAAAAUUAACACCCAGACGGAGGGUCUACAAAAUCUAAAGCAACUGACAGAGGGUCUAAAGAAAUUGGAAAAUGUUUUAACCAACAAAGAGGAGAGAAUCACUUCACAGAUGGAAGAUUUGAAAAUUAACUUUGACGCGAGAUUAGACAGGAUGCAAGACCAAGUAAAAGCGGGAUCUAAUAAGUUAGAGGAGCCAAAGGCAGUAACUUCGCUAAAAGCCAUUCCCCCCAAGUUCGAGCUGAUAGGCUCAAGAUAUUUUUACAUUGAAGAAAAUAAUCCUCAAAAUUGGACAACUGCUUCCAAAACCUGUCGGGAAAUGAGUGGGCAUCUGGCCUCUUUUAAGAACAAAGACGAGCUAGACGCUUUUAGAAAUAGACUCAAUCAAUAUAAAAAUUAUUGGAUAGGCAUUAACGAUCACAAAAAAAAGGGCGACUUUGUGUCGUUGGCCUCCGCUAAGCCAGCCUUUUUGAAUUGGGAACCCAAUGAACCCUAUUACUUCGAAGCAGAACAGAAUUGCAUUUUUUUAGGGGUGUGCAGCAGCGGAGAACUAUGCAUGCUGUUAAAUCCGUGUACGAUUCCACUUAAUUUCAUUUGCCAGGCUGAUGACGAAAUUUAGUAACAAACAUUUGCAAACAAAUCCUUUUUUUAACAAUAAAUAUUUAGGCUUCU